Molecule: messenger RNA, 4390 nt
Organism: Heterocephalus glaber (naked mole-rat)
Lineage: Eukaryota; Metazoa; Chordata; Mammalia; Rodentia; Bathyergidae
Source: RefSeq, a predicted model, not a curated record
UAAAUCCGGCUAGGGACUGGGUGCAGGUGGGGGUGGGAGCACCCCGCUGCCCCAUAUAUACAGCCCCUGAGGCCAGGUCUGGCUCUCAGCUCUCUCCUGUUCUCUGUCUUUCCUCGCUGCUCUCAGGUCUUUGCCUCGUCUCUAGACACAUUUGAGAUACCAAGGCCCAGCCAUGGGGGAUGCCGAGAUGUCCGCCUUUGGGGCUGCCGCCCCCUACCUGCGCAAGUCAGAGAAGGAGCGACUGGAAGCCCAGACCAGGCCUUUCGACCUCAAGAAGGAUGUCUUCGUGCCAGAUGACAAAGAGGAGUUCGUCAAGGCCAAGAUUGUGUCUCGAGAAGGUGGCAAAGUCACUGCUGAGACUGAGCACGGCAAGACGGUGACGGUGAAGGAGGACCAGGUGAUGCAGCAGAACCCACCCAAGUUCGACAAGAUCGAGGACAUGGCCAUGCUGACCUUCCUGCACGAGCCCGCAGUGCUGUACAACCUCAAGGAGCGCUACGCGGCCUGGAUGAUCUAUACCUACUCAGGCCUCUUCUGCGUCACUGUCAACCCCUACAAGUGGCUGCCAGUGUACAACGCCGAGGUGGUGGCCGCCUACCGGGGCAAGAAGAGGAGCGAGGCCCCGCCCCACAUCUUCUCCAUCUCCGACAACGCCUAUCAGUACAUGCUGACGGAUCGGGAGAACCAGUCCAUCCUCAUCACAGGAGAAUCUGGAGCAGGGAAGACUGUGAAUACAAAGCGUGUCAUCCAAUACUUCGCCAGCAUUGCAGCCAUAGGUGACCGUGGCAAGAAGGACAAUCCCAAUGCAAACAAGGGCACCCUGGAGGACCAGAUCAUCCAGGCCAACCCCGCCCUGGAGGCCUUCGGCAACGCCAAGACCGUGCGGAAUGACAACUCCUCCCGCUUUGGGAAAUUCAUCAGGAUCCACUUUGGAGCCACUGGAAAGCUGGCUUCUGCAGACAUAGAGACCUAUCUGCUGGAGAAGUCUCGGGUGAUCUUCCAGCUAAAGGCUGAGAGGAACUACCAUAUCUUCUACCAGAUCCUGUCCAACAAGAAGCCAGAGCUGCUGGACAUGCUGCUGCUCACCAACAACCCCUACGACUACGCCUUCGUGUCUCAGGGAGAGGUGUCUGUGGCCUCCAUCGAUGACUCUGAGGAGCUCAUGGCCACUGAUAGUGCCUUUGACGUGCUGGGCUUCACACAAGAGGAGAAGGCCGGUGUCUACAAGCUGACAGGUGCCAUCAUGCACUAUGGGAACAUGAAGUUCAAGCAGAAGCAGCGAGAGGAGCAGGCAGAGCCAGACGGCACCGAAGAUGCCGACAAGUCUGCCUACCUCAUGGGGCUGAACUCUGCUGACCUGCUCAAGGGGCUGUGCCACCCUCGGGUGAAAGUGGGCAACGAGUAUGUCACCAAAGGACAGAGCGUUCAGCAGGUGUACUACUCCAUUGGCGCACUGGGCAAGGCAGUGUAUGAGAAGAUGUUCAAUUGGAUGGUGACACGCAUCAAUGCCACCCUGGAGACAAAGCAGCCACGUCAGUACUUCAUAGGGGUCCUCGACAUCGCUGGCUUCGAGAUCUUCGAUUUCAACAGCUUUGAGCAGCUCUGCAUCAACUUCACCAAUGAGAAGCUGCAGCAGUUUUUCAACCACCACAUGUUCGUGCUAGAGCAGGAGGAGUACAAGAAGGAGGGCAUUGAGUGGGAGUUCAUUGACUUUGGCAUGGACCUGCAGGCCUGCAUUGACCUCAUCGAGAAGGUGCCGCCCAUUCCCCUGCUGUGUGCCCUGGAUGACCUUCAGGCUGAGGAGGACAAGGUCAACACCCUGACCAAGGCGAAGGUCAAGCUGGAGCAGCAGGUGGAUGAUCUGGAGGGAUCCCUGGAGCAGGAGAAGAAGGUGCGCAUGGACCUGGAGCGGGCAAAGCGGAAGCUGGAGGGUGACCUGAAGCUGACCCAGGAGAGCAUCAUGGACCUAGAGAAUGACAAGCAGCAGCUGGAAGAAAAGCUCAAGAAGAAGGAGUUUGACAUUAAUCAGCAGAACAGUAAGAUUGAGGAUGAGCAGGCGCUGGCUCUUCAGCUGCAGAAGAAACUGAAGGAGAACCAGGCGCGCAUCGAGGAGCUGGAGGAGGAGCUGGAGGCAGAGCGCACCGCCCGCGCCAAGGUGGAGAAGCUGCGCUCAGACCUGUCCCGGGAGCUGGAGGAGAUCAGCGAGAGGCUCGAGGAGGCCGGCGGGGCCACGUCCGUGCAGAUCGAGAUGAACAAGAAACGCGAGGCCGAGUUCCAGAAGAUGAGGCGCGACCUGGAGGAGGCCACGCUGCAGCACGAGGCCACGGCGGCGGCGCUGCGCAAGAAGCACGCGGACAGCGUGGCCGAGCUCAGCGAGCAGAUCGACAACCUGCAGCGGGUGAAGCAGAAGCUGGAGAAGGAGAAGAGCGAGUUUAAGCUGGAGCUGGACGAUGUCACCUCCAACAUGGAGCAGAUCAUCAAGGCCAAGGCCAACCUGGAGAAGAUGUGCAGGACCCUGGAAGACCAGAUGAAUGAGCACCGAAGCAAGGCUGAGGAGACCCAGCGUUCUGUCAACGACCUCACCAGCCAACGGGCCAAACUGCAAACUGAGAAUGGUGAGCUGUCCCGGCAGCUGGAUGAGAAGGAGGCACUGAUCUCGCAGCUGACCCGAGGCAAGCUCACCUACACCCAGCAGCUGGAGGACCUCAAGAGGCAGCUGGAGGAAGAGGUUAAGGCCAAGAACGCCCUGGCCCACGCACUGCAGUCGGCCCGGCAUGACUGUGACCUGCUGCGGGAGCAGUAUGAGGAGGAGACGGAGGCCAAGGCCGAGCUGCAGCGUGUGCUGUCCAAGGCCAACUCGGAGGUGGCCCAGUGGAGGACCAAGUAUGAGACGGACGCCAUCCAGCGCAAUGCAUAUGAGGAGUCCCUGGAGCACCUGGAGACCUUCAAGCGGGAGAACAAGAACCUGCAGGAGGAGAUCUCAGACCUAACUGAGCAGCUGGGAUCCAGUGGGAAGAGCAUCCACGAGCUGGAGAAGAUCCGCAAACAGCUGGAGGCGGAGAAGCUGGAGCUACAGUCAGCCCUGGAGGAGGCUGAGGCCUCCCUGGAGCAUGAGGAGGGCAAGAUCCUCCGCGCCCAGCUGGAGUUCAACCAGAUUAAGGCAGAGAUUGAGCGGAAGCUGGCAGAGAAGGAUGAGGAGAUGGAGCAGGCCAAGCGCAACCACCUGCGGGUGGUGGACUCACUGCAGACCUCGCUGGAUGCGGAGACACGCAGCCGCAAUGAGGCUCUGCGGGUGAAGAAGAAGAUGGAGGGCGACCUCAAUGAGAUGGAGAUCCAGCUCAGCCAUGCCAACCGCUUGGCUGCAGAGGCCCAGAAGCAAGUCAAGAGCCUCCAAAGCUUGCUGAAGGACACCCAGAUCCAGCUGGAUGACGCAGUCCGGGCCAAUGAUGACCUGAAGGAGAACAUCGCCAUCGUGGAGCGGCGCAAUAACCUGCUGCAGGCUGAGCUAGAGGAGCUGCGCGCCGUGGUGGAGCAGACAGAGAGGUCUCGGAAGCUGGCUGAGCAGGAGCUGAUCGAGACCAGUGAGCGGGUGCAGCUGCUGCGCACCGUGGACUACAACAUCCUGGGCUGGCUAGAAAAGAACAAAGACCCGCUCAAUGAAACAGUGGUGGGCCUGUACCAGAAGUCUUCCCUCAAGCUCAUGGCCACACUCUUCUCCUCCUAUGCUUCCGCCGAUACUGGGGACAGUGGUAAAGCCAAAGGAGGCAAGAAAAAAGGCUCAUCCUUCCAGACAGUGUCUGCUCUCCACCGGGAAAAUCUGAAUAAGCUGAUGACCAACCUGAGGACUACCCACCCUCACUUUGUGCGCUGCAUCAUACCCAAUGAACGGAAGGCUCCAGGGGUGAUGGACAAUCCCCUGGUGAUGCACCAGCUGCGUUGCAACGGCGCUGAGCAGAAGCGCAACGCGGAAUCAGUCAAGGGCAUGAGGAAGAGUGAGCGGCGCAUCAAGGAGCUCACCUACCAGACCGAAGAGGACAGGAAGAACCUGCUGCGGCUGCAGGACCUGGUGGACAAGCUGCAGCUGAAGGUCAAGGCCUACAAGCGCCAGGCUGAGGAGGCGGAGGAGCAGGCCAACACCAACCUGUCCAAGUUCCGCAAGGUGCAGCAUGAGCUUGAUGAGGCGGAGGAGCGGGCAGACAUUGCCGAGUCCCAAGUCAACAAGCUUCGGGCCAAGAGCCGCGACAUUGGCACCAAGGGCUUGAAUGAGGAGUAGCUUUGCCACAUCUUGAUCUGCCCAGUCCUGAGGGUGCCAAUGAAGUCCCUAGACCCAGUGCCUGUGUAACAGCACUCAGGAAGAAACAGAAUAAAGCAGUUUUCUUUGAAGCUGAAA